ACCCAUGAUUCUCAGCGGCUGAACACUGCAGUGAAGAUGUAGAGAUUCUCAGAUGUUGGUUUCCUUUUUGGACUUUCAGGUCAAGCAGAUCAUGGAGGAGGCCGUGACACGCAAGUUUGUGCAUGAAGACAGCAGUCACAUAUUCUCUUUCUGCGGUGUGGUGGAAGCGUGUGUUCUUCACGGCCUGAAGCGACGGGCCGCUGGAUUCCUGCGCAGCAACAAGCUGGCGGCUCUCUUCAUGAAGAUGGGGAAGAUGUUUCCACCAGCCGAGGAACUCUGCAGAAAAGUUCAGGAACUGGAGCAAAUCAUCGAGAACAAACAAAACCAGGGUCAGAUGAGUCAAGAGAGCGUCCGGAAACAGCCCCGGCCUCCAAACCUGUCGCCGCUGGCCGUCAAACACCUGUGGAUCCGCGCGGCCCUCACAGAGAAGCUGCUGGACAAAAUCGUCCUGUAUUUGGUGGAGAACAGCAGCAAGUUUUAUGAAAGAGAAGCUCUGCUGAGAGAUCCAGUUGACGGCCCAAUCCUCGCAUCUUUGCUUGUCGGUCCCUGUGCUUUGGAGUACACAAAAGCCAAGACGGCCAAUCAUUUCUGGACGGAUCCGUCGGCUGAUGAACUGGUGCAGAGACACCGCAUUCACAGCGGACACUGCCGCCAGGAUUCCCCCACCAAACGCCCGGCUCUCAUCCAGAAGAGGCAGUCGAGCGGCAGCAUGGAUGACCGACCGUCUCUGUGGGCGCGGGAUUACGUCCAAUCUCUUCAUCAAAACUCCAGAGCCACGCUGCUCUUCGGGAAAAACAACGUCUUGGUGCAGCCGACAGACGACAUGGAAGCAAUCCUAGGAUACCUCUCUCUUCAUCAGACGGCCGAUCUGAUGACACUCAAAUGGACACCGAACCAGCUGAUGAACGGAAACAUGGGGGAGUUUGAUUAUGAGAAAAGUGUAUAUUGGGAUUAUGCCAUGACCAUUCGUCUGGAGGAAAUCGUCUAUUUGCACUGCCAUCAGCAAGAUUUGUGUAUCCAGAAGAGGCAGUCGAGCGGCAGCAUGGAUGACCGACCGUCUCUGUGGGCGCGGGAUUACGUCCAAUCUCUUCAUCAAAACUCCAGAGCCACGCUGCUCUUCGGGAAAAACAACGUCUUGGUGCAGCCGACAGACGACAUGGAAGCAAUCCUAGGAUACCUCUCUCUUCAUCAGACGGCCGAUCUGAUGACACUCAAAUGGACACCGAACCAGCUGAUGAACGGAAACAUGGGGGAGUUUGAUUAUGAGAAAAGUGUAUAUUGGGAUUAUGCCAUGACCAUUCGUCUGGAGGAAAUCGUCUAUUUGCACUGCCAUCAGCAAGAAACGAGAUCAUUCUGUGUUCUUCCUCAGGGAAAAGUGUUUCCAAAGCUGCGUAAAAGUCGUCCACAUGAAUCCAGCGAGUCGUUCUCGGACAAAGAGGAAGACGAGGCCACUGAUUAUGUGUUUCGGAUCAUAUUUCCUGGCAGUCAGGAGUUUGUGGCACCGGAGCUGAUGGAUCAGACGGUGAACAUGUGGCAGCCCACGCCUAGGAAGUCGUCUUGUUCCUCCUGUUUGCAGAGCGGCUCGUCGGACGGCGGCCUUCCCAACGGAUGCAACCAUGACAGGGCUCCACUGAAGCUGCUCUGCGAGACCAUGAAGCACCAGAUCAUCUCCCGCGCUUUCUACGGCUGGCUGGCGUACUGCCGUCACCUGUCCACCGUCCGCACGCACCUGUCUGCUCUGGUGAACCCCACUAUCAUUGAGCCCGACAUCCCCUAUGAUGCCAGAAGCGGUCUGUCCGCAGAAGUGUGGAAGACCUUUCUACAGGACAGCACUGCGUACGAGGAGAAGGAGCUGCUCCGGCUGGUGUAUUACGGCGGAGUGGAGCCGACUCUGCGUAAGGAGGUCUGGCCCUUCCUUCUGGGCCACUAUCACUUCAGCAUGAGCCUCACAGAGCGCAAAGAGAUGGACGAGCAGGUUCGAGCCUGUUAUGAGCAGACCAUGAGCGAGUGGCUGGGAUGUGAAGCCAUCGUGCGUCAGCGGGAGAAGGAGCAGCACGCCGCCGCUCUGGCCAAAUGCGCGUCAGGCGCCAGCGUGGACCACGGCUCGCGCCAGGACUCCACCAUCAGCACAGACUCGUCUCAGAGCAGCAGCUCCGAGAAACAGAGUCACGCCAGAUCACACAGCGACUCCAACAGCAGCACUCAGGUGUUCGGCUCUGUAGACGAGGUGGACCCGAUCGAAUCUGAGCCCAAACCCAAAGACGAGAAGCUGCAGCCCAAAAUCCCAAACGGCGCACUGCCCAACUGCACCAGUUCUCCAGACUCCGGCCACCCGUCAUCCCGUAACUUCUCCGUGACCUCUGCGCUCUCAGACUGCUCUCCCAGCACAGAGGAGACAUCCACACAAGAGUCUGGGCCCAAAACCGCAGGCCGAGAGUCACCGUCAGGAGAUCAGACGGAAGAGAAGACCAAAGAGGCGCGACCGGAAAACAGCUACACUACUCAGGACAUGGUCAAAGAAGAUGCUGAGGUUUCACAAACAGAGUGCGUUGCUUCAGAAGCUGCGAUAAAACCUUUAGAAAGUGAUAAACUCCAGACUUUGAAUUCAGAAGAAGAAAAACCCCAGACUUUGAAUGCAGAAGACGACAAACCCCAGACUUUGAAUGCAGAAGACGACAAACCCCAGACUUUGAAUGCAGAAGGAGACAAACCCCAGACUUUGAAUGCAGAAGAAAAACUCCAGACUUUGAAUGCAGAAGACAAACUCCAGACUUUGAAUUCAGAAGAAAAAACCCCCCAGACUUUGAAUUCAGAAGAAGACAAACUCCAGACUUUGAAUUCAGAAGAAACCUCUAAGACAGAAAUGCAUGAGGCGGCAGAUUCAGGGGAUGAUGCAAACUCAAAAAACGCAGCUGAUUUGUCUGAAAGAGAAACUAAAAUGCAAAACAGUGCUGGAAAAUCUGAACAAAAUGACAUGAACGAAUCACAACAGGAUCCUGGUGAAGAAACAACCAAAUCCUCAGAGUCAAAAGAGGUUGAGAUUAAAGAUCCUGGACAUGCGUCUUCUCCGUCUGGAGAAGAAAACCCAAAAUCAAAAGCAGACCCAGAAGCGUAUUUGAAAAUGGAUGAAGGCCAAGAUGCCAAAUCUGAUCCACAGCUGUCGCUGGACGUUACGAAAAUCUCUCAAACGGAUGAAAACAAACCUGAAUGUUCAUCUGAAGCACAGAAUGUGAUACGAACCCCGAAUGAAGCCAUCAGUUCGCCGCAAACAAUCGGCUGGGACGCCGGUCGAUCCAUAAUCAAACAGAUCACCGAAUCAGAGUCGGAGAGCUGCGGCCCCAUCACCUCCCUAUCGAAACAAUCUCCGGACAUGUCCGACGACUCGCCCUCGGCGCUGGAAAUGGAGGAGAUUGCUUCGUCGGUGGUUUAUAUGUCCUUGGAGAGCAGCGUGUCCAGGACGCCUCUGACUUUGGCUCGUCCCGUGGCGCCGGCUCUGGAGCUCUGCAUGGAGCCGAGUAUCAACACCAGUCCGGAGGGAACAGACUCGGCACUCUCCGAGGAGGAACCGGAGAUGGACAACUCAUUCCCCAAACCAGACUCUCUAGCCGUCACAGGAGACAAGAACGACAUCGCGUCUCCAGUGUCGUCUAUCGGGACCACCUACUCGCAGGAGCUGGUGGACCUUUACACACUUAAUCUGCACCGCAUUGACAAAGACGUCCAUCGAUGUGACAGAAACUACUGGUAUUUCACCCCGGACAACCUGGAGAAACUGCGCAACAUCAUGUGCAGUUACGUUUGGCAGCACCUUGACAUUGGAUACGUCCAGGGAAUGUGUGACUUACUCGCGCCCCUGCUGGUCAUCCUGGAUGAUGAGGCCAUGGCCUUCAGCUGCUUCACUGAGCUCAUGAAACGAAUGAACCAGAACUUCCCCCACGGAGGAGCCAUGGACACACACUUCGCCAACAUGCGCUCCCUCAUCCAGAUUCUGGACUCGGAGCUGUUCGAGCUGAUGCAGCAGAACGGCGAUUACACACACUUCUACUUCUGCUACCGCUGGUUCCUCCUGGACUUCAAGAGAGAAAUGGUGUACGACGACGUGUUCUCGGUGUGGGAGACCAUCUGGGCCGCACGGUUCGCCUCCUCGGAGCACUUUGUGCUGUUUAUCGCGCUGGCGCUGGUGGAGCUGUACCGCGACAUCAUCCUGGAGAACAACAUGGACUUCACCGACAUCAUCAAGUUCUUCAACGAAAUGGCUGAGCAUCACGACGUCCCGAAGCUGCUGCUCAUGGCCCGAGAGCUGGUGCACAAGGUCCAGAUCCUGAUUGAGAACAAGUGAACCGACUUCCAUUAGCAAUCUGAAGACGCUCAGUGUCAUUAAACAAACCCUC
Sinocyclocheilus rhinocerous is the source of this 4391-nucleotide messenger RNA. RefSeq names its product small G protein signaling modulator 1b (gene sgsm1b). Gene Ontology annotation, biological process: activation of GTPase activity. Lineage: Eukaryota; Metazoa; Chordata; Actinopteri; Cypriniformes; Cyprinidae. Gene Ontology annotation, molecular function: GTPase activator activity. The record is from RefSeq and is a predicted model, not a curated record. The coding region runs from base 53 to 4339 and encodes 1428 amino acids. The transcript is spliced from 26 exons.